AUGAAAAUUCAGCUCGGAAGUGUUGACCGUCUCCUUACAAGUAAACCGGUUUCUCUUGCUGCAGUGCAACGGCCUCUUCUGCCACAAAGUGAUCCUAAAGCUCUGUUUUGCAAUUCCGCUUCUUCUUCCACCAACUCAGUCAUUGCUACCUGUGUCCAUCAGCCUGAAACAGUACCGCAAACUCCAUUCAGCCAGUGUUAUGAGGUCCAAUCGUUUCCGGCCCGAUCUGGUCCACAGGGUUCACAAACACAUGUCAAUCAUUCUCACUAUCAGGCCUAUGGGACACUCUUACACAUCCAGAACCAAGGAAAUUAUCUUGAUCAUCCCUGCCAAUCAUCACUGAUUCAGUUGAAAUACCCACUUACUUCUCGUCACCAAGCAAAACAACUAUAUUACAAUCAAUAUCACCAGAAGCUAAAUGCCAAUCAAUGUCAGACCCCUCAACAACAACAGCAAUAUCAGAUUCAUCCUGCUUUGCAACGGCUUCCGCAAAUCGAAAGAUCAUAUUUUGAUCAAGACUUUGCGCACCAGCAACAUUUGCUGUUACAGAACCUAGUCUUCCAUUCGGCAAACAUUCCUUCAAGUUUUGAUUUAUCCUCACUCGGACCCGGGGUGGAUGGAAAACCUGGACAAACUAAGGACCUGUGGUACCUUAUAGCUGGAUCCCUAGCGACUAGCUCCCCUCAUCGCCGUUUCUGCCCCACAAGUCCAUUGACAGCGUGUUAUAAGCGAUGGUGGUCUGCAUUCUUGCGCCCCCAGCGAAGAGGCCCAGGAAGCCCUUUAAAGCAGCCCACUAGUCAGUCGUCACAGAUGUGUUUUGAAGGUUCUGGAAUCUGGCAGACCCCGGGGCACGAACUCAGAUCAUUCAGCGCUUGCAGCAGCAUGACCAAUAGCACCUGGCAUCUUAUGGGGCCCAGCUUCGGCUGGCCCGUAGCAACCGAGAAAUCAUUAAAUCCUGCUGGGGAACCAGCUUUAGACUCUCUUCAGGUCUCCGCUGAUGGACGAGGCAGCACCCAAGAAACAGGAUUAAAUAUGGAUGGCUUUAUUCUGCAAUACAAAUUUUACACUAUAGAUAUAUGUCUUUUGAAAGCAGAUCUGUAA
Protopolystoma xenopodis is the source of this 1101-nucleotide messenger RNA. Lineage: Eukaryota; Metazoa; Platyhelminthes; Monogenea; Polystomatidea; Polystomatidae. The record is from the annotation of a GenBank genome assembly.